Molecule: messenger RNA, 5914 nt
Organism: Erinaceus europaeus (western European hedgehog)
Lineage: Eukaryota; Metazoa; Chordata; Mammalia; Eulipotyphla; Erinaceidae
Gene: SCARF1
Product: scavenger receptor class F member 1
Exons: 11
Coding region: 45-2540 (831 amino acids)
Molecular function (GO): scavenger receptor activity
Source: RefSeq, a predicted model, not a curated record
GUGGGGACCAGACUAGCCCAAGUCCUCUAGCUGCACUGGCCGCCAUGGGGCUGGGGCUGCCACUCCCAUUGUUGCUGUUCUGGAUUGGGGGGAUCCAUGGGUCCAACCUGGACCCCAAAGGGCAACAUGUCUGCAAGACCAGCAGCCCCUCUGCUGAGGUCCAGUGCUGCCCGGGCUGGAGGCAGAAAGAUCAAGAAUGCACCAUCCCCAUCUGCGAAGGGUUAGACGCCUGCCGAGAAGGGGAGGUUUGUGUGAAACCAGGCCUCUGUCGGUGCAAACCUGGAUUCUUCGGGGCUCUGUGCAAUUCCUCUUGCCCAGGCCAGUACUGGGGUCCUGACUGCCGUGAGCUCUGUGCCUGCCACCCACACGGCAAGUGUGAGCCGGCCACAGGCAUGUGCAGCUGUCAGGCCAAUCGCUGGGGCGACAACUGCCAGUUUGCAUGUUCCUGUGACAACCGCCAUGGACUCUGCGACCCCAAGACUGGCACGUGCCACUGCGAGCCUGGCUGGUGGUCGUCCACGUGCCAGCGCCAGUGUCAGUGCAGCCAGAGUUCGAGGAGCUGCGACCCAGCCACAGGAAUCUGCCUGUGCAAGCACGGCUGGUGGGGUCGCCGCUGCAGCUUCAACUGCGACUGCAACGGCUUGCCAUGUGCACAGGAGUCGGGCCGCUGCACCUGCCCGCCGGGCUGGUGGGGCCUCAAGUGCCAGCACCGAUGCAAAUGCGUGAGGGGCAACUGCAGUGUCAACUAUGGCCAUUGCACCUGCCCGCCGGGCUUCCAUGGCCAGCACUGUGAGCUGCCCUGCCCUGCGGGCACCUAUGGCCCACAGUGCAGACAGAGUUGCGGUCACUGCAAGCAGAAUGAGCCCUGCUCUGCAGACACAGGCAACUGUCUCUCCUGUGAGCCAGGCUGGAACGGGACCCAGUGCCAGCAGCCCUGUGCAGCCGGCACCUUUGGUGAGAGCUGCAGGCAGCAGUGCCCCCGCUGCUGGAUGGGGGAGGCCUGUCAGCCAGACACUGGGCACUGUCAGCGCUGUGAUCCUGGCUGGUGGGGGCCCAGGUGUGAAGACCCUUGCCCGGCUGGCAGUUUUGGAGAGGGCUGUGACUCUACCUGCCCCAUCUGUGUUCACGGGGCCUGUGACACUGUGACUGGAGAGUGUGUCUGCAAUGUCGGCUUCUGGGGGCCCAGCUGCAACAAUUCAUGCCCAUCUGGCUUCCAUGGAAACAACUGCUCUGUGGCCUGCGAAUGUCCAGAGGGAUCCUGCCACCCUGUCUCUGGGGCCUGUCAGAUGGGAUCUCGUAGUCGGGAUGCCACCCUCAUAGCAGGCAUCCUUGUGCCACUGCUGCUGCUGCUCCUGGGCAUCGCCUGCUAUGCCUGCUGCUGCUGGGCUACCCGGCGGGGCUACAAGGAUAGGCCAGUGAGAAAUGGAGCUGCUGUGUCCAGGAUGAAGCUGCAGGUCUGGGGUGCACUGAGCAACCUGGGCUCUAUGUUCCCCUGUGGUUCUCUCAGCAAUCACAAGCUGCCCUGGGUGACAGUCUCACACCACGACCCAGAGGUUCCCUUCAACCACAGUUUCAUCGAGCCACCCUCUGCUGGCUGGGCCUCGGAUGACUCCUUCUCUUCUGACCCUGAGUCUGCAGAGGAGGAUGAGGGUCCAGCCUAUUGCGUGCCACCACAAGAAGGUAUAGGCCCUGUGGCUCAAGCUGACUCACUGAAGGCCAACCUUCCUGGAAGUCCCUUACCACUCCCUGAGGAUGCCUCCACACCAUUCGCCAUCCCACGCACUUCCAGCCUAGCCAGGGCCAAGCGACCUUCGGUCUCCUUUGCUGAGGGCACCAAGUUUGCACCCCAAAGCUGUCGAAGCUCUGGGGAGCUCUCUAGCACACUCCGGAAACCAAAGAGGCUCUCCCGGGGGGCCCAGCCAGGUCCUGAAGGCCAGGAGGCUAAAGAGUCCACAGGUCCAGAGCAAGCAGGAAAGGAAGAAGUCCCUCCUGGUGUGACCAGCCCCAGGGACUCAGCUGUUGGCCGAUGCUGGCUCCCUCUUGGUAGUCGGACAGUGGCUGAGCGUGUGGAAGCUAUUGAGAGCAAUGUCCAGGAGAGCUCAGACUCCGUGACCACAAUCUACAUGCUGGCAGGGACUCCUCAGGGACCUGAGGGUCCUGUUCGGUCUGUCCUCCGUCGUUUUGGUAAUUUCCAGAAAGGCCAGGCAGUGCCCAAGGUCAAGAGUGCCAUCCCCAAGCCUCCACGAAGGGCCUUGAGUCGGCAGAAGGGUAGCCCGGGGCUGACCUCUGGAUCUGCAAAUCAGAGCCCUCGCUCAGCACCCCCAAAUGAGGAACUUCCUGGGACCUUGGAAUCUGCAUCAGCCAGGCCAGAGGAAGUGGUCAGUGGUAUGGGGGAUGACAUAAAAAAUUCAGGGCAGGCCCAGGAGCCAGCCCCUGAGGGUAGCUCCCCUGAACAGGAGUCCCAGAAGCUGGUUGAAGAAGGACAGGGAGAGCCCCAGUAUGAGAAUGUGGCACCCAUCUCUGUGCACCCAGUGCACUGAGAACUUUCCGUUUGGAGAAUGAGGAGACUGUGGGCGGGGUACAUUCAAAGUGCCCCUGGGUCAGACUGUGUAUGUGCUGGAACAAAGACCCAGAGCCAGAAAAAGCAUACCAGAGCCUUGCCCUUCCAUAAGGAUAAGUCAAGAGUUGGAUCCAGUUGGCGCCAAGCCUCUAGAAGCUGUGGCUUUCUGGAAUGGUCUGGAAGGAUGGGAUCAGGAAAGGGAGAGAUAGGCACAGGGACAUGUUUCUUUUCUCUGUUGUCCUGGACUCUUGUUUUCCCCAAAGGCUAUUUCCACCCCCACUACCCUCCCAUCCCGCAUUUAGAAAGCAUUUCUUUCUGAAAUGGAAAGCAACCUAAAUGUCUGCUGAUAAAAGAUUAGUUAGACAGAUAUUUCUGAUACUAUGUUCAUUUAAUCCAGUGUGCCACCACCGACUCCCUAGACAGAUAUUUCUUAUGACAGGUUCCUGGAUAUCUCUUAGAGGAACUAUUGUGCAAGAAGAUAUUUGACCUAGGAGAAUGUUUAUGCCUUAACUGUUAAGUGUGAAAAAUUAAGUUUUCUUUUUAUACAUUUCAUUUCUCUUUGCUUCAGAUAUUCAGGAUACAUGUUUAGACCUUUUCUUCUUCUUCUUCUUCUUUUUAAAAUAUAUUUUGUAUUUUCUAUAACUUUUUUUUUAAAAAAAAUGUAUGUUUAUUUAAUUGUAUUUUUAGUUGAGAGAAAGGCAUCAAAUAACAUUUUUCUCUGGGAGGUGAGAUUAGGUCUUAUAUUUAUUUUUAUCUUAAGUUUUUGUAUAUUUUGUAAAUUGUUUUUUAUUGCCACUAAGAUUAUCUCUGGGGCUUAGUGCCAGCACUACGAAUUCACCACUCCCAGUGGCCGUUUUGCUUUUUUCUUUUCUUUUUUUGUUUCUAGUUUAUUUGAUAGGACAGAGAGAAAUUGAGAGGGAAGAGGGAGACAGAGGGGGAAAGAAAAAACAGACAUCUGAAGACCUGUUUCACUGCUUGUGGGGGCUCGAACCCUGGUCAUUGCACAUGCAAAUAUGUCCACUUAAUUAGGUGUGCCACCACCUGACCCCUGUAAAUUUUCUGUAGUGAAUAGUCAUUUCACUAGAUUCAAUUUUUAGUAAAAUUAUUUUUAAAAACUUCACAAAGUGCAAGGACCAGCAGCGGAAGGAUCCUGGUUCGAGCCCCCAGCUCCCCACCACAGGGGAGUCACUUCACAGGCGGUGAAGCAGGUCUGCAGGUGUCUGUCUUUCUCUCCCCCCUGUCUUCCCCUCCUCUCUCCAUUUCUCUGUCGUUUCUAACAGCAAGAUAAAUAACAACAACAAUAACUACAACAAAAAUAAGAAACAACAAGGGCAACAAAAGGUAAAAUAAAUAAAUAAAUAUUAAAAAUUUUAAAAAGGGAGUCGGGCGGCAGCAGGUUAAGUGCAUGUGGCGCAAAGUGCAAGGACUGGCAUAACGAUCCUGGUUCGAGCCCCUGGCUCCCCACCGGCAAAGGAGUCACUUCACAGGUGGUGAAGCAGGUCUGGAGGUGUCUUAUCUUUCUCUCCCUCUCUGUCUUCCCCUCCUCUCUCCAUUUCUCUCUGUCCUAUCUAACAACGAUGACAUCAAUAACAACAUCAACUAUAAAAAGACAACAAGGGCAACAAAAGGGAAAGUAAAUAAAAUUUAAAAAAACCUUCAGUGGUAGUUAAAAAGAAAAAAACAGCACUAACAUUACAGCUAUGCAUAAAUUUAGUAAAUAUGAGAUUUUUUUUUCUUCCCAGUGGAGUCUGAAGGAUAAAGUAGAUGUUAGGCAUGUCUUUGAUCUUGUUUUGAAUUCUUUCCUCACAUACUUUCAUUGCCUAGCCAGGACAUAAAGAGUAGCUUUCCUUUCUAUCCCAGUGCUCAGAGAAUUCCAUUAACAGCCUAGGUGCUUCCUUUCUGAUUUUUUUCCUGUAUGUGCACAUAUAAACAAAUAUUUCAAAAACAAACAAAACAGCAUACUAAACAUAGUUUCUUUUCUACUUACAAUAUAUCCUGGCUAUCUUUUGCUGUCAGUAAAUACAAAGCUGCCUCUUUUCAUUUAACAAAAUGACUAAAAGAAAUUCCAUUGUGUGGAAAUAACACAGGUUAUACCAUCCAUACUCAUGGGGACUUGGGUUAUUUCUGAUUGUUUUGAAACACUAAGUAAUGCAGUGUACAACUUUAGCCAUAUUUCCUUUUGCACUUGUGCAAGUUUUUAAAAUAUUUUUAAAAGAUUUUAUUUAUUUAUUCAUGAGAAAUGAUAAGAGAAAGAACCAGACAUCACUCUGGUACACAUGCUGCCGGGGACUGAACGCAAGACCUCAUGCUUGAGAGUCCAGUGCCACCUACCGGACCACCAUUUGUACGGGUUUUUCUAGAAAAUUUUUCCUUUUGCAUUUGUGCAAUUUUUCUUUUUUUUUUUAAUUUUUUUAUUAUUAUUUAUUUUCCCUUUUGUUGCCCUUGGUGUGUUUUUUUAUUGUUGUAGUAGUUAUUAUUAUUGUUUUUGUUGAUAUCGUUGUUGUUAGAUAGGACAGAGAGAAAGGGAGAGAGAUGGGGAAGACAGAGAGAGGGAGAGAAAGACAGACACCUGCACACCUGCUUCACUGCCUGUGAACCGACUCCCCUGCAGAUGGGGAGCUGGGGGAUCAAACCGGGAUCCUUAUGCCACGUGCGCUUAACCUGCUGCACUACCGCCCGACUCCGCAAUUUUUUCUAUAGAAGAUAGCAUAAGAGGGUUGGGCAGUAGCGUAAAUUGUUGAGAAGUGCCCUGAUUAAAAGAAAAAAAAAAAAAGGAAUAAAGUAAGUAAAAUUAAAAAAAAAGGGAUUUUAAGAAAUGGAAUUUCUGGGUUAUGUGCUAAGAACAUUAAGGUGUUUUUGUUUUUUGUUUUUUUCCUCCAGAAUUAUUGCUGGGGCCCAGUGCUGACACUACAUGUCCGCUGCUCCUGGUGGCCAUUUUCUGAGAGAGAGGGGAGAUAGGGGAAGGGGAAGACAGAAACCUGUGACCUGCUACACCAAUUGUGAAAUGACCCCCCUGCAGGUGUCGGGGGGCUUGAACCCAAAUUCUUGCACGAAUCCUUGCACUUCAUACUAUGUGCACUUAACCCAGUGCACCACUGCCCAGCCCCCACAUUAAACAUUUUUGUACUUUAGAUCGUUUUUCAAAGAAAUUGUGGCUUUUUAGUUUUACAAAUUAUAGUAUCUUUAAAAAAUAGUAUCUUGUGGUCUGGGAGGUGGUACAGUGGAUAAAGCACUGGACUCUUAAGCAUGAAGUCCUGAGUUUAAUUCUUAGCAUCACAGGUACAGAAUGAUUUUGUGUACCUCUCAUUCCCUUUCCUCUUUCUCAUAAAUAAAUAAAUCUUUUUCAAAAAUUAA